AUGGGAAGUGGCGCAGGAGUAAUAAUAGAAAGCAACCAGGGAACCCAGGUCGAGCUCUCCCUCAAGUUCGGAUUCCCGGCCUCAAACAACCAAGCAGAAUACGAAGCAUUGCUAGCUGGCCUGAAACUGGCUGGAGAAGUAGGAGCUCGAAAACUCAACAUCUAUAGUGAUUCGCAAGUGGUCAUAUCACAGAUAAUAGGGAGUUACCAAGCCAAAGAUCCCGUCAUGAAAAGAUACCUGGUUAAAACCAAGCAACAGCUCGAACAAUUGGAGGAAUACAAGAUCUGCCACAUACCUCCAAACGGACAGGCCGAAGCCGCCAAUAAAGUCAUAUUGGCAGGGUUAAAACGAAGACUACAAAAUGCAAAAGGAGCCUGGGCAGAGGAGCUUCCACAAGUUCUAUGGGCAUAUCGAACGACGCCACAUUCCACCACAAAGGAAUCCCCAUUCCGGUUAACAUACGGAACGGAGGCAAUGAUUCCAGUAGAAAUUGAGGAAGGAUCGCACAGGGCAGUCCAUUAUAAUGAGGGAGCAAACUCUCAACUUCAGAGGGAAGAACUCGACCUACUACCUGAGAUCCAGGAAAGAGCUCGGAUUAGGGAAGAAGCACUAAAACGUCAAAUGGCUUUCAGAUACAACCAAAGGGUAGUGCCAAGGAGUUUCACUGAGAACGAUCUCAUCUUGAUCCGAAAUGAUAUAGGAACAACUCAACCCAGAGAGGGAAAGCUGGCAGCCAAUUGGAAAGGACCAUACCGGGUCAUAAAAGUACUCGGGAAGGGCUACUACAGAGUGUCCGAACUUGACGGACGGGAGCUGCCAAGGUAUUCUACAAGAUUUCAAGACGCAUUAUUCUAA
Messenger RNA from Arachis stenosperma, 855 nucleotides. RefSeq lists its product as uncharacterized. The coding region runs from base 1 to 855 and encodes 284 amino acids. The transcript is spliced from 3 exons. Gene Ontology annotation, molecular function: nucleic acid binding; RNA-DNA hybrid ribonuclease activity. The record is from RefSeq and is a predicted model, not a curated record. NCBI's taxonomy places the organism in Eukaryota, Viridiplantae, Streptophyta, Magnoliopsida, Fabales, Fabaceae.